AUGGAGGAACAAUUGGCCAAAAUGGAUUUGAAUUCGAAUCCCGAAGCUGAAGCUGAAGUCCAAGCCGAAGAUGAUUUUGGCUGGUAUAGUAUUCCGCUGGAAAUGAGAGAAAUGGUGUUGGAGAAGAUGACAACUGAUACAAAACGUCUGUUCUCAAUGUGCUCCAAAGAUUGUUUGAAGAAGGUUAGAAGAUCGAAGAAUUUCCUCAAGAAGAUCUUAUUGUUCUGGACCGAAUCGAUUGUUGAGAUGGAAGUUUCGAUUGGCGACGAGUUUCAUGUUGUAUUCAAGUUUUCUCAAAUCAUUGAGCAGGUGACAGGAUAUUCGAUUUUUGGACCGAAAUAUCACAAAACUUUCAUGGUUGAUGGAGAUGUUCAUAGUAUUGGUCUUGAAUAUUUUCAAAAGUUUAUUGAAGAUGCAAUUCAUCUCGAAAAUCUUGAAUUGGAAGUGGUGAGCAAAUUAUUUGUAAUUUAUUUUUCAAGAAUAAUAAUAAUAAUAUAUAUAAUUUAGGAUAACUUCCCAUUCGAUAAACUUAACAUUCAUCAUCUGAAGAAGCUAAAAAAUCUGAGAAUCGAGAAAGCUGACAAUACUGAAGAGGAUUUUAUUGAUCCGUUCAAAGCUGGUUUCUUGAAAUUCGCGCAAGUUUCCACAAUUGAAAAUAGUAUUCGAAUUGAGAAUUGUCAAAUUUUGAAUUUCGCGCAAGUUUGUGAAUUGAAAGCGGGUUUUAUUUGCUUGAAAAAUCUUCGUUUAUCAACUGAGAAUUUCGAACAAUAUUUGAAAUUGUGGAAAAAUGGAGAACUUGGGGAGAAUAUUUUAACAGUUUUCAUGCAAACAACAGAAAAAAUCAAUCGAGCAGAGGUUUUCAGAGAUUUGGAAACUAUUGGCAAGCAUGAGAAGUGAGUUUUGGGUUUGAAGAAUUUUAAUUCUUUAAAUGAAUAAGUAUAUUUAGCUACGAUGGAAAGAUCUGGUUGAAACUUCGAAAUUUGGCUGGAGAAACUGCGGAAGUUUCGGUGUCUGGCAAUUCGGUGUGUUUGACAAUAUUGGAUGACGAGGACGCUGGACGAUUUUCUUGA
Caenorhabditis angaria is the source of this 1070-nucleotide messenger RNA. Lineage: Eukaryota; Metazoa; Nematoda; Chromadorea; Rhabditida; Rhabditidae. The record is from the annotation of a GenBank genome assembly.